Messenger RNA from Salmo salar (Atlantic salmon), 2169 nucleotides. RefSeq names its product src-like-adapter 2. Gene Ontology annotation, molecular function: protein binding. The record is from RefSeq and is a predicted model, not a curated record. Lineage: Eukaryota; Metazoa; Chordata; Actinopteri; Salmoniformes; Salmonidae.
UUACUACAGUCCCCGUGUUCAGUAGAUAUUGUUGAACAAAAUCUUUCUUCCUUUCUCUUUGUGCAUCACUUUUUCUUUGUCUUCCCUCACUCUUCUCCAUUUCCCUCCCUUCACUCUGAAGUCUGAAUUGUGGUGUGUAAAAGUUUCAGGCCUCAUUGAAACAGGAAACAGUGUGUGAGGUGAAUAUAAAAAAAAGCCCUCCUGUCACAUCUCUCCACUCAGAUGUACUAUAGAUCACUCUGCUCUGCUACACGUACAGAGCCUCUACCUACCACCGCUGGCUCCUUUCCUCUUGGAACACAAAAGGAGAACACUCUGUCUUCAUUAGAGCCUAAAGAAGUCUCACACAGACUCUCAUACACACAUCCUACGCUCGUUCCACAUGUGAAGACUACCAGCAGCGUGCAACUCCCAGACCCACUGGACUCUUCUGCCCUCUGGGCCGCACCCCAGUCCUUGUGCUAGUCUACUGUGGUACUCUACAGCUCUGACACCAACUCACACCACAGCAUCAGAAGACUGACGUUCACCAGUGCCACAACAGGGAAAUGCUAGUCCUCUGGUGACCCAUAAGAGCUCCACAUCGCCAUGGGCAGUGGGCCCAGUAAAGAGCGUCGGGGAUCCACCACUCAGGCAGCCUUGCUGGGCCAGGAAGAGCCCGCUGAGUCAGUCAUACUGGAGAGCAGCAAGUAUAUGGUAGUGGCCCUGUAUAACUAUCCCACUGGUCACUCAGCACACUGCCGCAUCAAAGCUGGAGAGAGACUCAACGUGCUUUCAGACGAGGGGGAGUGGUGGAAGGUGAGAUCCUCUGCCACAGGCAAUGAGAGCUACAUCCCCAGCAACUACACAGCCAAGGUGUACCACAGGUGGCAGUAUGAGGGUCUCAGCCGAGAGAAGGCUGAGGAGCUCCUGUUUCUGCCCUACAACCAGGCUGGCUCUUUUCUGGUCCGGGAGAGUGAGACCCACCCUGGUGCCACCUCCCUGUCAGUGCGUAAGAGCAGUGACCAGGAUCGUCUCUCAGUCAAACACUACCGGAUCCAACAACUGGAGAAUGGCUGGCUCUACAUCUCCCCCUGCCUCACCUUCCCCAACCUCAGAGCUCUGGUGGACCACUACUCAGAGGUCCGUGAUGGGCUAUGCUGCCUGCUAGGGGAGCCCUGCUUCAUCCAGGGGUCCAACAACGUUCCUGUGGUUACUGGCCCACUCCCCAUGGCUGUCAGGAAGCCCACCCUCAACUGGAAAGAUAUGGACAGCUCCAUGAUUUUUGGCAAGGACAAUGAGGAUUCCCUGGUGAGCGAGGGAUUGAAGGAGGCCAUCAAAUCCUACCGCUUCAUGACAGAGGACUGCAAAGGCUCCAGCCACAAAUGGGACAGCUGAGCAUGGAUCUGGCAUCAUAACGACAGGGAGAUACUCAGACUAAAACAGACCAUAAGAUGGAGAGCUUCACAUCAAGCCGCUCAUUAAAGCUGAGGCAAUCCUGAGGACCAGACAUUCUGGCCAUGAACCCAAUGGAUCUCAUUAAAGGAAUGUUGUUAGGGGAACUGGAAAUCACAACUCAACCACUGCAGAGAACCAUGUUUCUCAAAGCUAUGGUUGUAGAGUGCUCAACAUUACAUUGCCAAGCAGCUGAGGCCAAUCUUUGCUUGGAUUCAUGACCAGAAUAAAUAUUUAGAUCCUGGAGGCAGACUUUGCUAGACUUAACAGAAAGUAGUUUGAAAGUGAGAUAUACAGCCUUAUGAAAGUGAUCCCGUAUCAUCAAUAAACAGACUAUUUGGUUGGUUUUGUUGAAGUACGCUACCUUGAAAACAACUAAGGAACUGUGAGGUAUAAGAAUUAGUCUGUUUGAUUUAUGCGUUUCCUGUCCUGAACAUUAACACCUUUUAGCUGUUGCUUGUUCUCCUCCGCAUCACAGUCUUGACUUUGGCACAGGAAAUGGUCAAGGUGCAGUGGAAAGCACGAUGGUGUGGCAGAGACAGCAGAAAGUUGAGGUAGUGGUAAAGAGCAUCUCAAAGUUAUGUAAAAUAUUAUCUUAUGAGGUUUCAUCAGCUGAAACAAUGCACUGUAGUAUAUAUAAUGUUAAUAUCGAGUUUCCUGAUGUUUUUGGGUGGGUGGAAAUGUAUUUUUUAUUUUGUUUAACUAUUCUACAUUAAAAUGUUGCAUUCAGUAAAA